AUGACAUCCCCCUCCAUACCAGUGCGGAUCCACACAAGCAGCGAGAGGACGACAUAUCUCGACAUACAAGAGGGCCCUUCCUCAGCACGUUUGAUCUCGCAGACGAGCAGAGCGGCAGUCUUGCUCGACACGAUCACGGACAGUCAGUUGCGAGCCAGCAAGCAGGACAUUGAAGCAGAAGUCGUUCUCGUUUACGACGAACCCACCGAGUCAUACAUCAUCCAUGUCAUUGAUAACAUCGUCGUGCUUGACGAACCACAACCGCAGCCGAAGCGAAAAGCUGCGGAACCAAUAACGCGUUCAUCCAAUGAACGCGUCGUCAAGCGCUCGAAAGCAUCUAUGGCGCAGCUAGAAGACAAGCCGGCGUCAUCAGCGAGCUCCAUACCUGCAAGCAUUGUCGCAGACUCCGAGGGCGAUACGUCGAGCGACAAUUCGAGUAGCGAUGACGACGAUGACGAUCUAGACGAUUUCGCACUCGAGCUCAACAACUCCCUUUCACGAGGAAGCACGAUCGGAUUAUAG
This is a messenger RNA of Mixia osmundae IAM 14324, 522 nucleotides long. RefSeq lists its product as uncharacterized. The transcript is spliced from 3 exons. The record is from RefSeq and is a predicted model, not a curated record. NCBI's taxonomy places the organism in Eukaryota, Fungi, Basidiomycota, Mixiomycetes, Mixiales, Mixiaceae. Bases 1 to 522 code for a protein of 173 amino acids.